Messenger RNA from Fulmarus glacialis (Northern fulmar), 3637 nucleotides. RefSeq names its product protocadherin Fat 1-like. The annotation marks the transcript as partial. The record is from RefSeq and is a predicted model, not a curated record. Gene Ontology annotation, biological process: homophilic cell-cell adhesion. Gene Ontology annotation, cellular component: plasma membrane; cell-cell junction. Lineage: Eukaryota; Metazoa; Chordata; Aves; Procellariiformes; Procellariidae. The transcript is spliced from 5 exons. Gene Ontology annotation, molecular function: calcium ion binding.
AUGCGGAAAUUUUCAGCUAUUUAUUUAAAACUGAGUUCAAGCUCAGUAAAACGAUUUUUGUCAUCACAAACUUUAAGGUGCCAUGUUAAAUUUCGAUCAAACUCAUUCACAAAGAUUGGAGGUCUGCUUUUUCUUGCACAACUGUUGAGUUCAGCAUUAGAUACACACAUACAGGGUUUCUUUGUAAUUGCUGCCAUGGGAAGAUACUUGACUAUGAUGUUGCUGCUGAUGCUGCUGGUGCAGCAUUUCGGAAACUGUGAAGGAAAUCCAAGGCCACAUCAUGCUCCACCGAUGCAAUUUACACAAGUACAGUAUAAUGCCACUGUGUAUGAGAAUUCUGCAGCCAAGACUUAUGUUGGGCAUCCAGUGAAAAUGGGCAUUUACCUUACAAAUCCAUUAUGGGACCUAAGAUACAAGAUUAUUUCUGGUGACAAUGAGAACUUGUUCAAAGCUGAAGAAUAUGUUCUUGGAAACUUUUGCUUUUUGAGGAUACGGACCAAGGGAGGAAACACAGCUAUCCUUAACAGAGAAGUAAAAGACCAUUAUAUGUUGACUGUUAAGGCAGUUGAAAAAAAUUCAAAUGCUGAAACGCGCACGAAGGUCAGAAUACAGGUACUGGAUACAAAUGACUUGCGGCCUUUGUUUUCUCCAACAUCUUACAGUGUUUCUUUGCCUGAAAACACAGCAAUAAGGACCAGCAUCGCAAGAGUCAGUGCAACAGAUGCAGAUAUAGGAACAAAUGGAGAGUUCUACUAUAGCUUUAAAGAAAGAACGGAUGUGUUUGCUAUACAUCCAACUAGUGGAGUGGUAGUUCUAACUGGUAGACUUGACUACUCGGACACUAAGCGUUACGAAAUGGAAAUUCUUGCAGUGGACCGUGGGCUGAAGCUGUAUGGUAGCAGUGGCAUAAGCAGUAUGGCAAAACUAACUGUUCAUGUAGAGCAAGCAAACGAAUAUGCCCCUGUUAUUACAGCUGUUACAUUGACUCCAUCAGAAUUGGACAAAGAUCCAACUUAUGCAAUUGUAACUGUAGAGGACAAUGAUCAGGGUUCAAAUGGGGAAAUAGCAUCAUUAAAUAUUGUUGCAGGUGAUCCGCUUCAACAGUUCAAAACAGUGAGGUCUGUUCCAGGAGGUAAAGAAUACAGAAUAAAAGCCAUUGGUCACAUCGAUUGGGAGAACCACCCUUUUGGAUACAACCUUACCCUUCAAGCUAAAGAUAAAGGAGAUCCCCCACAGUUUUCUUCUGUAAAAGUUGUUCAUGUGACAUCACCACAAUUUAAGUCUGGUCCUGUCAGAUUUGAAAAAGAGAUCUAUAGAGCUGAAAUAAAACCCAUAAAAGCACAACAUGCAUCGCAUUUUGAACUUGAAGUUGUGACAAGUGACAGAAGAGCUUCUGCAAAAGUACUAAUUAAAGUACUAGGCAUGAAUAGCAAUCCUCCUGAAUUUACUCAGACGUCCUAUAAAGCCUCCUUCGAUGAGAAUGUGCCAAUAGGUACGAGUGUCAUGAGAGUUAGUGCAAAAGACCCUGAUGAAGGGGAGAAUGGUUAUGUGACCUAUAGCAUUGCAAACCUAAAUCCUUUGCCAUUUGUGAUUAACCAUUUCAGUGGGAUUAUUAGUACCUCGGAAGACUUGGAUUAUGAAUUGAUGCCGAGGGUUUACAAUUUAAGGAUUCGAGCUUCUGAUUGGGGUAUACCAUAUCGUAGAGAAGUUGAAGUUCCUGUUACUAUUAUUUUAAAUAACCUCAAUGACAAUAUACCUCUAUUUGAGAAAAUAAAUUGUGAGGGAACAAUCCCCAGGGAUCUUGGUGUUGGAGAACAAAUAACAACAGUAUCUGCUAUUGAUGCUGAUGAGCUCCAGUUGGUGAGAUACCAAAUUGAAUCUGGAAAUGAACUGGAUUUAUUUAGCCUAAAUCCAAACUCUGGAGUACUUUCACUCAAACAGUCACUAAUAGAUGGCCUAGGUGCUAAAAUGUCUUUUCACAGUUUGAAAAUUACAGCUACAGAUGGAGAAAACUUUGCAAAACCAUUGUAUAUCAACAUAACUGUAGCUACUAGUCGCAAACCAGUCAACUUGCAAUGUGAAGAAACUGGUGUUGCCAAAAUGCUCGCAGAGAAACUCUUGCAAGCAAAUAAAUUGCACAGUCGUGGAGAAGUUGAGGAUGUUUUCUUUGACACUCACUCUGUGAAUCUGCACGCACCUCAAUUUAGAAGUACUCUCCCCAGUAGCAUUGAGAUAAGAGAAGACCAACCUGUGGGCUCCAGCAUAGUACUUAUGAAUGCUACUGAUCUUGAUACUGGCUUCAAUGGAAAGCUGGUGUAUGUUAUCUCUGGAGGUAAUGAAGAUAGUAAUUUCAUUGUUGAUAUGGAAAGAGGAGUGCUGAAAAUUUUAUCUCCCCUUGACCGAGAAGUAAAAGAUAUGUAUACUCUGAAUAUUACUGUCUAUGAUCUUGGAAUACCACAGAAGUCUGCCUGGCACCUCUUAGAUAUAAAAAUUUUGGAUGCUAACGACAACCCACCAGAGUUCCUGCAAGACAGCUAUUUUGUUGAAGUGAGUGAAAACAAAGAGCCAAACAGUGAAAUAAUUCAAAUUCAAGCUACUGAUAAAGAUUUGGGGGCUAAUGGAGAAGUGAAAUAUUCUCUUCUUACAGAUACAGACAAGUUUACUAUUAAUGCUGUGACAGGAAUUGUGAAAGUUGUAGGAGGUCUUGAUCGUGAAGAACAGCACGUGUAUUUCUUGAAAAUAGAGGCUAGGGACCAACCUACUGAAGAACUUCAAUUAUUUUCAACAGUUAUUUUGAAAGUGUCUGUAGAAGAUAUUAAUGACAAUCCUCCUAAGUUUAUUCCUUCAAAUUAUCAUGUGAAAAUUCGAGAAGAUCUUCCCGAGGGAACUAUUAUUACGUGGCUAGAAGCUUAUGAUCCUGAUUUAGGCCAGUCAAGUCAAGUACGAUACAGUCUUUUGGACAGUGGAGAUGGCACCUUUGAUGUUGACAAACUGAGUGGAGCAAUACGUAUUGUACAAAGACUGGAUUAUGAAAAGAAACAACUUUAUAACUUGACUGUGCGGGCCAAGGACAAAGGAAAACCCAUUUCAUUAUCCUCUACGUGUUACGUUGAGGUUGAGGUAGUUGAUGUGAAUGAAAACUUGCACCCUCCACGGUUCUCUAUAUUUGCAGAUAAAGGCUUUAUAAAAGAAGAUGCCCCUGUUGGCUCCUCAGUAAUGACAGUAUCUGCUUAUGAUGAAGAUGCAGGACGAGAUGGGGAGAUUAGAUAUUCCAUCAGAGAUGGAUCUGGUAUAGGAGUUUUUCGAAUAGAUGAAGAAAAAGGUAUUAUUGAGACUGCAGAUCGCCUGGAUCGUGAGACUACUUCACAUUACUGGUUAACUGUUUAUGCAACAGACCAAGGCAUUGUGCCUUUAUCAUCUUUCAUUGAAAUCUACAUAGAAGUUGGGGAUGUUAAUGAUAAUGCUCCUCAGACCACAGAACCAGUUUAUUACCCAGAGGUCAUGGAAAACUCACCUAAAGAUGUAUCCGUCAUUCAGAUUGACGCAUUUGAUCCAGAUUCUAGCUCAAGUGAAAAACUGACCUAUAAGAUUACAAGUGGCAACCCACAGGGCUUCUUUUCAAUAAACCCCAAAACUG